Marmota monax (woodchuck) is the source of this 1647-nucleotide messenger RNA. RefSeq names its product chromosome unknown C9orf50 homolog (gene CUNH9orf50). Lineage: Eukaryota; Metazoa; Chordata; Mammalia; Rodentia; Sciuridae. The transcript is spliced from 6 exons. The record is from RefSeq and is a predicted model, not a curated record. The coding region runs from base 1 to 1395 and encodes 464 amino acids.
AUGUUUCGGCGUCACCCCGUCCGGAGGGCCCAGCAGGUGGCGCCCAAGAGGUGUCCCAGCGCUGGCGAAUGGCCGAGACCCCAGGUGCUGCCCAAGCUGCCCUCGCUGGAGCGCCGAGCCGGCUACGGCGCGGGGCGCGCGGAGGUCUCGCAGGCCUCCAGGGCCUCCUCCUCGUGGUGGCAGGGGUGGGACAGCGAGCCCGGGCCGGGUGCCGGGAGCCCCCAGCUGCGCCUGCCCACCCUGCACACCGUGACCUCGCGGGCGGCGCAGGACCGCGCGGCGCUGAGGUCCCUGCUGCUGCCGCCGUUGCGCAGGACCGACAGGUCCUGGGGGUCCGCGUGGCGGCUCCCCGAGCCCGGGCAGGGCCAGGACCCCCAGAGGAGCGCGGCCGAGGAGGACUCUCUGGGCGCGCUGCUGGAGGAGUUCCUCCCCAGCAGGUUCAGCGAGUUCCUGCACCAGUUGCGACAGGAGUGUGCCGAGCAGCCCGAGCCGCAGAUGUCCUCAACACGGCAAUAUCAAAAGCGUCUGUUCCAUCCCAGACGAGGUUCUUCUCAGUGUCACACCUGCCCAUAUCUCGCAGACCCGUGGGGCCAGCCAUCGCACUUCCACGACAAUUUUAACAAGAUUUUGCUCCAUCAGACACCUUCCCAGGAUCACCAAAAGGGUAAUCCAUCACAAAUCACCACGGGCAGAAACACCAACCAGCUCCACAACACACAGGUCCCCAAGACCAGAGCCCCCAACUCCUCUGGGGAAGGCUUGGGGCACCGCAGGCGCUGUUGUCCUUUACGGGUCCGAUUCGCUGACGAGACCCUACGAGACAGCACACUCCGCUACUUGGAGCGACGCUGUACAGUCCCGAACAACAUCAAGAGCAGGACCACCCUGCUGCCGGAGGUCUCCAACCAGGCGUUCGGGAACGUUCAGAAAUGGCUGGAGAAUUUGCCCAGAGCCCUGCCCCCCAGGGCCAAGGAGGAAGCCAGGCCCAGCGCCUGGUGCUGGGACCGCCCCCGCCUACUGCGCCAGGAGCGGCAGGGCUACCUUUCUGAGGACGCCUCAAUGAAGAACAGACUGCCAGGGCCACUCACCUCCAGGGCCACCACCCAGAGGCAAAGGGGGGCCCUCAGAAACUCCCUGGAUACCCCCAACAUCCUGGAUCAGGUGGGCAGACUGCCCUGCUCCUGGAGGCCACAGCUGGUGAGCACCUGCUGGCAGCUGCCACCCAGUGCUCCACGUGUGACCGCGGGGGCUCGCAGUGGCCGGGACCGUGUUCAGUUCCUGCGUCUCCCUGGAGGUGCGGCAGGAGGGGUGGGCGCGAAGCUCACAGGCUGGCCUGGCCCCAGCUGCGCCCGCAGGCCCUGGCGCCUGUGCGCCUCUCAGUUGCCUCAUCUGUAGCAGGGGGCUAGGGCACGGUCCGAAUCCUGCUGGCCCCAGGCAGCCCUGCCUCUUGCCUGAGGUCCCUGCAGCGCCCAGCUGGUCCUCCUCACUCUAGGAGUCCUUCCUGCCCAACUUGGUGCUGCAGUCCAUCCUGAAGCGAGGCCGCCCCAAGGGCUACCAGCUCCUCCUGCCUCCCACAAUCCUGCAGCAGGUUCAGAGGUGAAUGCCCACCGGAGCCCCAGCCCAGGGGAGCACACAGUCCAGGCAGUG